UACAGCUCAAACAUAUGUAAAUAAAAUUCCAUUUUUAAACUUAAUUAUGACAACUAAUUUUGAACGUUGACACAAUCGUCAAAACUGACACAUAACAGAAGACAGUUUCAAGAUCAAAUUUGACAUUAAUUGUCAUUAAGAUUCAAUAAAUAACAAUUACUGCUUAAAAGAUCAGAUUUACAGAACAAUUACUAAACAGAAUGAUUCUAAAUCUAAAUCUUUUCAGGUUUAAAUAAAAAAAAUAGCAAAAUUAUAAAUUAUAUUUGUCACGUUACUUAAGUUUCCAUGGAAAUGUUAUAUCAAUAUACCGUCAUUUUAUAUUUUCCUUUCAUUUGAUCUUCAACUUAUUUCUUACUUUUUACUCUUAAAAAAAGUAAAAGAACCAAAAUGGCUGGAUUGCCAAAAUUGCCUGGAUAUAGUUUUACAGAUCCAACAAUUAUGCGCUUUCAUCUGCCUCAUUCUUUUGAUAUUUGUAAUGGUUACAAAAUGCCGAGACUCACAGGACCCGGAAUAGGGGGGCAACCACUUGAUGUUGAUUCUGUUGGUUAUUUCGAUAAAAUCGAUCCAGUUCGAUAUGAUCCAUCGUUAACAUAUGGAAGGACACGAUCAGUACCAGCUCCUCAAUUUAUUCCACAUUUUGCUCAAUAUGAUAAAAAAUGUUUAACAUUUCCAGCAUUUUUUAAACAAUCAGUGGUUGAGUCACCAGAUGAAUAUUACCGUGUUAGACAAGUCAAUAUUAUUUAUUUUUUGGAAGAUGAUACAAUUACAGUGAUGGAACCACGUGUGAAUGAUAGCGGAUUAAAUCAAGGCAAAUUAGUUCGUCGAGGAAAAAUUCAAAAAUUUGACGAUGGUACUUGUUGGCAUUGGAAAGAUUUUGAUGUUGGGAAGGAUAUUGCCAUAUAUGGAGUUGUUUAUCAUACUAUUGAUUGCGAUCUGUUUACUCGCGAAUACAUGAAAAGUCAAGGUUUGAUUAUGGGCGAACCGGAAGAAAUGCCACCGGAUCCUUAUAUACAAAACAGAAUUUUAUCGAGUCAACGGCAUAUGUCAAAAACUCCUGCUGCUGAUGAUAUAAUGAGACGAUUUUUGGAGUACGAUGGAAAAGUGUUAAAGUUUAAUGCUCUUUGGGAUGAUAGAGACUCAGAAUAUGGUGAAAUCAGACGAUUAGAGAUAAGAUAUUUUCUUGCUGAUGACACAGUUGCUGUCAAAGAAAUUAAUGAAAAGAAUUCAGGAAGAGAUCCAGUUCCACAGUUAUUAAAAAAAAUGAAAUUACCAAAGGUUUGGACUGAUCAACCAGUAACUUACCCAUCAUGCUAUUUAGAACGUUCCGAUGCAGAAGUAAACGAAUAUUACCAACCAAAAGAUUUCUAUGUAGGUGCCACAAUUUUCGUAUUAGGACGAAGAGUGUUUCUUUACGAUUGCGACAAAUUCACGCGAAAUUAUUAUCGCAAAGCGUUAUGUUACGAACAAAAACCAGCGAUACAAAUCCAGAAAAAAGAAAAACCACCAGUGGAAAGACCGAUGCCACCACACGAUGGUUUAGGCUCUUUAGAAGACUCAUUGCAAAACACUUUAACGGUGCUGCCAAAAGCGCCUCGUAAAGAUGUGUUACGUCAAGUAUUAAACGCAAAUAAGCGUCUUCGAUAUGAAAUGAUGUACGAUGUUGUGCAUCCAGAAGAUGCAAUAAGAAGAUUCGUUUUAAAUUAUUCUUUAUCCGAUGGGACAUGUACCAUUUUAGAACCACCGAUCAGAAAUUCUGGCAUCGUAGGUGGCAAAUAUUUAAGUCCUAAUUUGUUACAAAAACCUGGGUCGGAUCCACUCGAUCCAAGUUAUUACACCCCAGCCGAUUUUUAUAUUGGCGCUGUUAUUGAAAUUUUCAAACAAAGAUUUAUUAUAAUCGGAGCAGAUUUAUUCGUUUAUCGCUACAUGCAAGCAAAUCCCGAGAAAUUUCCUUGCGAAGUUAUCGAAAACAUGAGAAAUUACAUGUACAAAGAAGGUUUACUCAAAGACGAUAUUGACGAUCAAGUUGAAGAUAACAAAGAAUCCGAAAAGAAGAAGAUGAGAGAUGCGAUCGGUAAAGAAAUCAAAGACGAUCCAACAUUUAUGGAAACGUGUAUGAAACAAAUGGGAGUUGGCUCGACGGAUCCGGAGUACGAUGCGAAAUUAAGACAGAAACAAUUAGAUGAAUACGAAAAAUCGUUGCUACAUUCUUAUCAAGUACCACCGCAUGGUAUCCAACAAACUGUUAGAACGUGUUCUUUACCAGUUACCAUUGGUGAUGUUAAAAGUACGGAUUGUUCUACGUUGGUUGGAAACUUCCAAAUGGCACCAAAACAUGUUGACACACCGGAAGAAAUCAGUCAAAAGUAUUACGCGGACGUUUACAGAAGACAACAAGAAGUUUGCAACGAUACAAAACAGAUACCAUGUCAACCAGCACCGAAAAUUGGUGAUGAAUGGGUUUCGGAUCGUCCAAGUGGAGACAAACCUACACCAAUUAUGGUUAACCCCGUUGAGUUAACUGAAGACGCUUGUAAAGUAAAAAUGGUUAGAUUCUCGAACGAAGUCGAUCGAUGCGAGCGGGAUAAAUUCGAUUUGUGCGAAUUAAAUCUUGAAAAAACAACAUGCGAUUGCACUGAUUAUGCUAAAUGUUGAGGAAACAAUGAACGAGACUUUUUUUUUUGAUAAAUUUGUUUUAAAUAAUUUAAUUUACUUUUUGUUGUUAUCUUUUUAUUAA
Molecule: messenger RNA, 2734 nt
Organism: Onthophagus taurus
Lineage: Eukaryota; Metazoa; Arthropoda; Insecta; Coleoptera; Scarabaeidae
Product: EF-hand domain-containing protein 1
Biological process (GO): mitotic cytokinesis; cilium-dependent cell motility; mitotic spindle organization
Cellular component (GO): mitotic spindle; axoneme
Molecular function (GO): alpha-tubulin binding
Source: RefSeq, a predicted model, not a curated record